Molecule: messenger RNA, 1221 nt
Organism: Talaromyces rugulosus
Lineage: Eukaryota; Fungi; Ascomycota; Eurotiomycetes; Eurotiales; Trichocomaceae
Exons: 2
Coding region: 1-1221 (406 amino acids)
Biological process (GO): transmembrane transport; sulfite transmembrane transport
Cellular component (GO): plasma membrane
Molecular function (GO): sulfite transmembrane transporter activity
Source: RefSeq, a predicted model, not a curated record
AUGGGCGACGUUGACGGCAUUGCAGACGGUGAUAAAAGCACUACGAAGCAAUCUCGACUCUCUGUAGCUUUAUGGAACUUCUCGUCGCAGUGGUUCUUAAUUCCUCAGGGCACAGGUAUUGUGGCUGUCAUCCUGCACAACCUCAAAUAUCAAUUCACUGGCCUCAACAUCAUCUCAGAGAUUAUUUGGGUGUACAACAUUGCCCUCCUGUCACUUUUCUCCCUGGCAUAUAUUCUUCGUGUUUUCCUAUACCCCCGGCAUGUCGCCAAUAUUCUCCGGGAUAGUAUCGUGGAGACUUCGUGCCUAUCAAGCAUCUCCAUUGCGUUCUCGACCAUUCUGAAAAUGAUCGUGCUCUGUCUUGUCCACAAAUGGGGUCCAAACUGGGGCAUUGUAGCGUCCGUGCUGUGGUGUGUCAACACUGGCAUGGCCCUGGCCUGCUGUUUUUUCAUCCCGUAUGUUCACGUCAAGAUACAACCACCGGGCAUCAAAUCAUUGACACCCACUGCGUUUCUCCCGCUCAUUGCCGCGCUCACAUCUGCCGCCGCCGGGGGAGUAAUUUGCGGUUAUGGGGCAAUCAGUGCUCGAAUCCAGGUGCCUAUCAUCAUCAUCUCAUACCUAGAAAUAGGCACGGCGCUACCACUAGCGAUGUCCAUGGUUGACGUGUUCCAAUCGCGUCUUUUCAACAAGGACUUCCCGGGUAUCGACCAUGUCUACGAAGACAUGAUCCUUUGCGGUCCGUUCGGCCAGGGUAGUUUCGCACUACUCAUGCUCGGUCAGGCGGUCCAAGGAGGGGCUUUUGCAGAGUAUCAUCGGGGCACCUUUUUGACAGCAGAAAUUGCGCCAGCGCUGUCUGCAGCUAGCCAACUGGCUGGUCUGCUGACUUGGGGAUAUGCCACUUUUUGGUGGUUUUUCGCUGUGCUCGGAAUUGUCCACACAUUUUUGACACAGCCGGGGGGCAUGCGACGAUCAAAAUUUUACCUGUCGACAUGGUCACUUGUAUUUCCAAUGGGAGUGUACACAAACGCGGCCGUGUUUCUGUCGAAAAUCAUGAAUUCAUCGGCUUUUGGCGUUUUCUCCGUGAUAUUGACAAUCAUGCUAGUUAUAAUCUGGUUGGUUAGCUAUGCUUUCACAAUAAAUGGAGUGAUAAGUGGUAAACUCUUGGGACUGGGCGGGAAUCCUAACAAGAGAGGUGCUAGACAUAAAACCCGAAACCCUGCUUAA